This is a messenger RNA of Cylicocyclus nassatus, 774 nucleotides long. The record is from the annotation of a GenBank genome assembly. NCBI's taxonomy places the organism in Eukaryota, Metazoa, Nematoda, Chromadorea, Rhabditida, Strongylidae.
AUGUUGAGGACAGAAACACAUCACGCCCUUUGCCCAAAAAGAAGCGAUAUCCGUGAAGGCGUAGUUUCAACACAGACUCGAACAGGAACAUCUAUCAAUUCAAAGGCGAUACCACAACAUCAAACGAAAGAACGUCCAUUAAAAACUACUAAGGAUAGAGACACUAAUGGGACACUUAUUGUCAAGGCAAACGACUCAAGAGACGGGACGCUUGCAAAUGAGUGUGAAUCUAUUGCCCACCGUGAAGAAUUUGCUAGUCAAAAGAAAGCGGAUAAGGUGCUACUUCUCACUGGAACAGGAAAAGUAUGGAACAACUCUGAAAGAAAGUGGAUAGAAGUCAAAAUUCUUUUCGAUACCAGCGCCGACCAAUCAUUCGUUGACAGUAAUCUAGCACAACGCAUUGGAGUAAAGUGCACACAAAAGCAACGUCUUAAAAUGUAUACGUUUGGCACAACGGAGCCAAAGUGUGCCGAAUAUGGGCUGACGCAUGUGAAAGUUAGCGAUCUUGAAGGAAAACAACAUAAUUUGCGUUUAUUCAUGAUUCCGGAUACAAUACACAGACGCAACGGCGUUUACUAUGUACGAUUGCCGUUCAAGGAGGACCACACCCAACUACCGGAUAACAGAGCCAUAGCGAACAAACGGCUUGUUGGUAUCUUACACAGACUGGAAUUGGAUCCAAACUUCCUACAAGCACAUGAUCGGACAAUGCAAGAUCAGUUGGAAAAACUGAAAAAGUUUCCGAUGGAUAACCAAUUCUUGAAGAUUGCAUAG